AUUACCAUAACAUCAAAGAAAUUACAUUGCCAACCAAGUAAUAUUUAGUACAUUUGGCAACGGAGGCCAGCACAACCCUUAGAGUGACAUUUGACAUUAGUCAUUGUCAUUUGUCAAAUUGUGUGAAUUGUCAUUUGAAAAAUAAUUAUCAUGAAAAUCUAUCAUAAUUCAUAACAAUAAUUGCCUAAAAAAGUAAACUUUUAAUGGGGAGCGGCACCAUUGACCAUAUCUCGAAUUGUUUUCAUACAGUCUGAACAAUCCAGAAAAAAAUUAACAUGGAUAUGAACCUAUUGGUAUUUCAAGAACCUCGUGGGGUUAUGAGAAUUCUUCACUUGAUAUUUUCCAUUUGUGCUUUUGCCACCAUAUCAGGAUACACAGGCACAAUAUACUAUACUUGCUAUCAACAGACUGCAGCAGAUAAGUUUGGGUAUCCAUUUCUAAUAGCACUGGAAAGGAAUUUUGUCAAUCAAAGCGGCAUUAUUGCAAAUGCAAAUUCAUCAACUGCAAACUCCCAACCAAGUGAAAAUAUAGUAUGUCCAAUUCAAGUGGUUGGAGACUUCUCCUCAGAUGCUAAGUUUUUUGUUACUACUGGUGUUCUAGCAAUGUUGUACUCUCUUGCUAUCAUUUAUGUGUACACUAAGCUAGACAAUAUGUAUAAAAGUAAUAGCAAGCUACCUCUAUAUGAUUUUCUGAUAACUGUCAUUUUUGGAGUUUUGUGGCUCUCAAGUAGUGCAGCAUGGGCAAAUGGUUUGACUGGAUUGAAAUCAGCUACAAACCCUUCUCUAAAACCUCAAGUUUGCAAGAACUGCACAGCAAUAUCUAGCAGUUUUUCUACAUUAAACAUAUCUGUGAUCUUUGGUUUCCUCAAUUUCUUCCUAUGGGCAGCAGAUCUGUGGUUCAUUUACAAAGAAACUUCAUGGUUCCAAGGAAAUCAGAUGCAAUCAACAGAAGGCAUCUAAUUCUGUCACUCCAAAUAAUCUUAUUGAACUAGUCAGUUUUGCACUUAUUCAGUGUGCCAAACAGAGGGCAGGUUUUCUGAAAAUGUGUAUUGCUACCUAGUUUCUGGAUUUCAUUUUCAAUUAUUACCAACAUUGUUUAUUGGUUUAUUUAUGUUCUUGAAAAACAAAUAACUGUCUGGAACAUAUGCAGUUAGAAUUUGGCAUGUUCCAUAUACUUGUGAACUUUCAGUUGGAAUUCAACUUGCAAAUAUUACUUUAUUGGUAUAAGUCUUUUGUUACUUUUUUAUGUGUUUAACUAAUCUUGAUUGUUUCUGUUACCAGUUGUAAGUUGUAUUAUUAUAGGUAUACAUGUGAAAAAUGCUGAGAAAAAACAACCAUGAAUUUCCAAUAUAUGAUCAUAUCCUAUUAUUUCAGCUGAAAAAUGCAUAUCUAUCUAGGAUGUCUUAUUUUCCAUGUGACCUGUUGUAAUUAAUUAAUUGAUUAUUAAAUUAGCUAUUGUUUUGUUUAUAUUAUCGUUCCAUCCAUACUUUCACUUAAUUUAUUUGAUAUUUUUUCUUUGAAGGCACAAUUUUUAUAAUUUAUAUCAAUUAGCUAUUAGUUUGUAACAAUUCUAUAUCAUUGGAUUGUUUGAAUUUUAUAUAUACUACAUAAGUCUCAACUGCAAAUUAUGUGGGAUACCUUCUGGCAUCACAAAUUCAACCUGUAUCCUGAUUUCUAUCACCAAAAUAGUUUUUAGACCCAUACUCACUCAGCACAUUCCUGAAAUUGUUUCUAGAUAAUCAUCAAUUCAGAAUAUAAAAUAGAUUAGAAUCUCAUCCAAUCAUGAGGUAUCAUGCAAAAUAGGGAUAUUUCAAUUGGUUUCUGUGGAUGUAUAAUGGUAUGUAUCAAUAUUUGUUUUCCAAAACAUGGUGAUUGUUAUUGUUCUUUGAAUUGGAUUUAGCUCUGAGCCACCUAGAUUAUGCCAUACCCUCAGCAUCUUAAUAUAUGUAUACAGGGUGAUAUAAUGCUUCAACAUUAUGAUUUAUAGUUUAUGCAUAGUCAGUUGGAAAAACACAUCACCGCCAGACGUUGGUCCCUUUGGAAGUUCAAAGAGUGCGGCAGCGCGGCCCAACAUUCCUUUGAUGAUCUGUUCAACCAUUGGUUCAACUGACUUUGCAUAAACUUUACACAAAUGUGUGCAGUUUUUACAAUCAACCUGAAUUUAACACCUGGUAUGGACAAUAAUCUAUUGUUAUUAAUAUGUGUGACGUACAAAAAUAAUCACCAUAAAUGAAUAGAAAUUUCAAGGGACAAUUUAAUAUUGUGUUCACAUGCCAGAGGUGAUGACUUUUGAAUAUAAUUUUAUGAAAAUUUUGCAGAUUCUUUUUAAAGUAGUCCCUAGGACAUUGAACUUUUGAACAGUCUGUUUCCCUUUAGCUUGUAUUAUUAUGACAUUAAUAAAGAACAAAUUAU
Phaedon cochleariae (mustard beetle) is the source of this 2411-nucleotide messenger RNA. Lineage: Eukaryota; Metazoa; Arthropoda; Insecta; Coleoptera; Chrysomelidae. The record is from the annotation of a GenBank genome assembly.